AUGUCUUCACACAUACCAUAUUUCUGUCCCGAUUGCUUCGACGAAGAUGACUGGUCGAACACAGAUAAUAUGGGGAAAGGCAUGCCAGGGAAUUCUAAUAUGGAAUUUGAAGUACACCCCAAAUCUGGACGUUCACAAAAGCCCUAUGAUGAGGACAAGGAAUUUACAAAGUAAAUUAAUCUUUUUAUUUAAUAUGAUAUUAUGUUGCAUGUUAGGUAAUAUGUGCAAAAGCUGUUAUUUGACUUAGUUUAAAUCUGAAAAUAUUUACGAAAGUGAUCCAACAGGUGUAUUAAUACUGUAGCAAUUAUGUCUAAUCUUAAUUUUCCCUGUUAUUAUUAUUACUGUUGGUAUCUAAAUAGUACCAGCUUAUUCCGCAGAACUUUUAAAUAUUAUAAAGGCGGAGGAGACAAUUACAAAUUGUUACAGGAACAAUAGGAUGAUGAGGACCCUGCUUACAAUCAUUCAUUAAAGAUAAUCAUUCCUCCUCUGCUUUCCUUUAAAAUGGGAAUGGUGUGUCAGCUUUAUUGUUUUAGUUAAUGAAAAUCCACAUGGCAAAUUUAGGCUAUAAUAACUUAUUUGAAAUAGUGCUCUUGCCCCACUGUGUAAUAAAACUUAACUUUUAUUUCCCCUUAAAAUAUAUUUGGAAAAUAAAUGAGAAAACACACACUCUCUCUAAAACUGAUGAGUAGUAACACAAACUGAAACGUUGGUUUUAUUUUUUCGAGCAAUAAAAGCUAAGUUUUAUAUACAGUAUACAAGUCCUGGGAAUACUAUCUUUAUACUGGAUGUUAUAUUUUUGCUGACAAGCACCGGGCAAGUAAUUUUGGAUGUUAGUUUAUUCCCUCACAUUAGAACCCCAGGAGAACUACUUAUGAUCAGUGUGUUUGCAAAACUUUCCCAACUCAGCUAAAGUCACUGCUUCGUUAUUUUAGCCUAAAACGUGCCUUUGGUAUUUCUGUUUACUGCAAAUUGGACUUUAGCCAAACCAUUCAAAAAUACUUACUUAGAAUGGGUACCACCAGGUUACUCAAGGCACCAUAACCACUACAGCCGAUUGUAAUUUAAUAUUAAAGUUCUAUUGUCAUUAGUUUAUUAUAUGAUUCUAUCAGACACUUCACCAAAUCUGUGAAUGCUGAAGAGCAUACCUCAAAAACAUAAAUAAAAAAAAUCCCUGCUGUACAAGAAUCAAUUUGUAGGUGGGUGUUUAGUUUCUGUUGCUAUGGUGAUUCACAGAUGCUGUCAGAUCCCACAUUAACAUGGUACAAUGUAAUAGAAUAUUUCCUAACAGCUAUCACCGCAGGUUAACUUGCUUCUCCCCAAUACAUGAAUCUAUCUAAUCUGGGGAUUUUGUAAUAAUUUAAAGGACCACUAUAGUGCCAGGAAAACAAACUUGUUUUCCUGGCACUAUUUAGUCCUUAGGUUCCCCCCACCCUCAGGGCCCCCCUCAUGCUGGGCUGAAGGGGUUAAAACCCCUUCAGCCACUUACCUUUAUCCAGCGCCGGGCUCCCUCGGUGUUGGUGACCUCUCCUCCCUCUCCGAUGUCAUCUCCCGAGUAAUGCUUUCCUAUGGACGUUCUGCGUGCUCACUGCGAUUUUCGCAUUGAGCAUCGCAGAAGCACCUCUAGCGGCUGUCAGGAAGACAGCCACUAGAGGCUGGUUUAACCCUGCAAUGUAAACAUAGCAGUUUCUCUGAAACUGCUAUGUUUACAGCUGCAGGGUUAAAACCUAGGAGCCUGGCACUCAGACCACUUUAUUGAGCUGAAGUGGUCUGGGUGACUAUUGUGGUCCUUUAAUGCGCAUCCAGAGGUGGGAAUGUGAUUCCUGAUGGCUGAUCCUUCUGUGUUAAAAGAAAUGUGUGUUAAAAGAAAUACUUGUGUGGCACCUUUAAAUCUAAGAACGUGGGAUUUAGGUAUGUCAUUAUACAUUUGAAUUUCAGUGCAGAGAAGCUGUGAAAUUUUAAAUUUAUCCAAAACCUCCCCUAACAUACAAACGGUAAUUCACACCUUGCUAUUAGGGUGAACCAAGGAUCCAAAAUAUCUUCCUGAAGGAUCCUGCAUCCCUUCACUGCAGUACAGGAGUUGCACUUUAGGUUUUACUGAUUCUAAAUUAUUCAUUUCAAAAUUGUCUUGCCCAGGGUUUCACAAAUAGUAAGAAAUGCCUGGUUUAUGAAUUAGUUUAAUUUACUCUCAAAAGUGUGUGUGUGUGUGUGUGUUUGCAGGUGCAGGAUUGUAUAUGUGGAGUGUCAGUGUAUUUGUGUAUGUGACAUGCCCCAUUUUGAAUACCCUGGUUCGUCUACUUUUGAAAUUGGUUUGCCAUGAUGGGGUUAAAUAUCAUUCCUGGGCUGCCAUAUGGUCUCACAGGCUACAUAACCAAUCUAGCAAAUUUCAAUGUGUAAAAACAAAAAAAGGCUAAAGCCCUAUAUUUAACUCGGUAAGUUUCUAAAACCCCAUAAAACCUGUACAUGGGAAGUACUGCUGUACUCUUGAAACAUCACUGAACACAAAUAUGUGUUUUUUAUUUUAUUUUAUUGCAGUAAAAACUAACUGUAUUAUGACAUUCACAAUUAAAAUGCCAUUCAGAACUUAAAAAAUAAGACUUUUUUUUAGGUUUUAUUCAUAUUAAAUUAUGUUUCAUAUAUAAAUAUUUGAUGUGAAAUGAAAGCCCUGUUUAUCCUGAACAAAAUGUUUGGGUGGGUGCACGUAAUGUAAAAUAGGCAAAUUAUGGUUGAACAGACAUAUAGUCAAAUUCAAGGUUUUGUUUUAAUCAGAGCUUGUACAGUUGCAGACAUCCCAACAUGCAAAAACUCAUUUCAGGAAGGUGCUGCUCCCCAUCCAUAUCUCCCCCCAAUAUUUCCCACCUAUCUCCAUCAGUUCCAUCCAUAUUUACCCCAAAUAUCUCCCACCCCGCCAUUGCAUCCAUAUCUUCCCCCAGUAUCUCCCCCCACUAUCUCCUACCCUCAUUCCAUCCAUAUCUCCCACCUUUAUCUCACACCUACCCAUUCCAUCCAUAUCUCCAUAAAAUAUCUCAUAUCUCCAUCAGUUAUCUCCAUUAGUUCCAUCCAUAUCUCCCCCAAAUAUCUCCCACCCCACCAUUCCAUCCACGUCUUCCCCCAAUAUCUCCCCCCUCUCCAUUCCACCCGUAUCUCCCCCCAUUAUCUCCUACCCCCAUUCCAUCCAUACCUCCCCCAGUAUCUCCCACCUCCCAUUCCACCCAUAUCUCCCCCCAAUAUCUCCCACCCACCCUUUCCAUCCUCCUUCUUUCACAAGCAGCAGUAGCUGCCCACCUCACAGAGCCGAUGCCCUAGGUGAAGGUUGCACAGACUAUGCACACAUACAGAUGUGCCCACUCCCUACUGUUUUACCUGUAAUGGCUGGGGAGGGCAUCUCCUUGUAGUCCAGCAGUGUGCUGUUCAACUGGAAACUCCCGGAACGUCCAGAAGAGUUGGGAUGUCUGCAAUUGCCUCCGUCCUUAAGUGAUUAAUGGUUGCUUUUGUUAUGAUUCUUUGAAUACAGUUUUUGGUAUGUUUUAAACACAGAGAUCUCUUUCCUUCGCAGAUCUUCUUCCUGGUCAUACAAGGACAGUAGACGUAUGGGGAGAGAAAUGAUAAGGAGACAGAAACGUAUGGACGAUUUUAGUUCUUUUGGAGGUUUUUGCCCAUGUCAGGACUUUGACACAGACGAUGAUUCGUAAGUCUUAUAAUACUUCCCGAGGUGCUAUUGUGUGGAAUUCUUUAGAAAUUAAGAAGUAAUUAAUAAAUAGUGUAAUAUAGCAUAAUUACCGGUUUAUAUUAGUUAGGCAUCCCGACCCUGCACAACAGUCGGUAGAUUAGAUUGUAUUGUUCUAUAAACUAACUCGUAAAUUGCAUGUUUCAUGUUACAAUAUGUUGACAAAUUGCACGUCGAUAACAUUUCCUGCAGCAUCCAUCAGGGCUUUACAUGAAAAACCUUUCUUGUUGCAUAGAGCAGUAAUAUUAAGGAGAAAUCUACUUUGGGUAGUACCAGGGGACAUAGCCAUCACACCUAAGACUGGUCCCCUUUAUGGUUCUUAGGUGCGCAAGUUUUCCGGACGUAUGGGACAAGCAUUUCUCAUAUGUCCUUUCUUGCCACAGUAUAAGCAAAGGCCCUCUUUUCUCCUAAACAGUUGUUCUGCCUCUGACAGUCUCAUAACCCCUUACUGCAUAGGUUCAGUUUCAGACUGCACAGGAGGGCCAGAAACAACAGGACUAGAGAAGAGAAUCGCCAAUGACAUAUUCAUAAGUCUGGUUCUAUUUCUAGUUAUCUCCCUGUUCCUAAGUCGAUUAUGUAUAUGCAUCACCUAAGUGAUGUAUUCAUUUAAUCUCCCUGUUAGUUCUUUGGCUGCGAUCUCAUCAAGGAUAGCUUCGGAUAAUCCCUCUGAGAAUGCGGUGAUUAAUCCGUUAUUGGUCCAGUCUACCUCGGAAGCCAGGGUGCUGAAUUCUAUGGCAUUCUCUGAGACAGACCGGUUCCCUUGCUUGAUACGCAUUAGGGCAGUGGAGGCAUUGCUCUCCCUUCCCAAUGGUUCAAACGUUAAUUUGAAUUCCGCAAGGAAUUCCUGGUAAUUAUGGGCAACAGUCUUAUUACUUUCCCAUAAAGGAUUGGCCCAUGCUAAGGCUUUACCUUGUAGUUGGUUCAUUAAGUACCCAAUUUUAGCUCUAUCUGUGGGGAAAGACCCAGGUGAGACUUCAAAAUGGUACUCAAUUUGAUUAAGGAAUCUCGACAUUCAUGAAUAUUACCUUCAAAAGGCGGGGGUGAAGAUAGGGUGAUAGUAGGUGCCCUAUAUACAGUAGGUGUAGGUACAGUAGGUGGCGGUGUACCUGCAAAGUGACCUUGGGCUGCAAAUGAGCCUUACGUAUUAGUAGCGUAUUGAAAGCUUGGACAAAUUGAUCCAUACAGUGAUCAUUCUCCUCUAGCUUUCUCUCACAAGCUACUAUGUGCUGACACAUAUCUGCAGGAUCUAUGGUCUGCAGGAUCUAUGGCCAUGUCUUAAUGUCAGGAUUAUAUUGAUCCAACACGCAGAAUAGUAUCACACCCUAGAACUAAGGGUAACGUCUUACCGGGCCUUAGAAUGGCCGGACUUAACGUACCCGAGAAUAGUCUAGCCGAGGUCAGGGACACGGAACGAGACAUAGUCAUAAGGAAAAGCAAAAAGUCAAGGGUACCAGAAAUCAGGGAAAUCAAAACAAAGCUAAAGUUAAAAAAACAGAAAAACAUGAUCAGGAACACACUCUCGGAUAACCAUCUAAGACAAACCACGAUAGGGCAAUGAGCUAAGGAAUAAGUGAGUUUAAAUAACCCUCUUGCAGAUCCGAUCGGCUGUACCUAGCCCUUGACCCCAAAAUGUGCGUGUGCGUCUUUUGCGUGACGUCACCCGCACGUCGACAUCGUCUUUACCAUGAACGGGCAUGGGGCUAUAUAAUUGCGUGCACCGACAUGCCGCACAAGCCCGGCAUCAUGGCAGAAGAUCGCCAAGCGGCCCCCCCCCUGAUCUUCGGAAGGUAAUUAUCUCUGUUUUUGCCACAUGGAUACGAAGGAUACGUGACACAGAGUUAGUGCUUAGUUGGGCUUCUUCACACAUUGCCAUAGCAUUCUGAAAUGCAUUAUAUAUUGCAGAAUCCUGCAGUAACUGUAUCUACUGCAUAUAGGCAUUAUGUUUACUUAUAUACAUUAUUUUUACAUUCUUGUGGCAUUUUAGGAAGCUGCAUUCCCCAAAAUAAUAUCAGGCUCCUACAAAUACCCAUAUGUAGGGUAUUAACCAUUUUAAUAAUCAUUUGCCGCAAGUAUCUCUGACUCUUUCUCUCUCUCUCUCUCUGAAAUAGUGCAAUGUAAAGGAUAGUGAUUAUUGUGAAUGGUGAAUAAAUAAAUGUAAAAUUAACACUAAGCAUUUACACAAUUUUAGGUAUUCCUGAACAACCGUCUAUAUUUUAAAAUUUUCUGUUUUACCCUAUUUUUAAGAAUCUAGCAUUGUGUUAAAGGGACAUGCAUCACUUACCAUUAUUUAUUUAAACCAACAAAGACUUUAAAACCAAACCAAAAUUAAACAAGAAAAACCUUUAAACGUAUGUAGUGAACAUUUAUAAACUUACUGUAAACUUGAUCAGAUUGCAUUGUUGGGCAUGCCUCGCAGCUAUGGGAGUUUCUUCAGCCUCUCUCUUCUUCCCCUGUCAGGAUGUUGCAAGGUGAAGAGCUCUUCCAAUUGCAUAUGUGUAAAUCUGUCCGACAUGCUCAAUGGUUUUGUUAAGCAUUCCUAGGGACAGGUAACUGAUUGGUUAGACCAGUGCCCCCUGAAGUGUGUGUGUGUGUGUGUGAGAGUGAGAGAGAGAGUGUGUGUGUGUGAGAGUGAGAGAGAGAGAGAGAGAGAGAGAGUGUGUGUGUGUGUGUGUGUGUGUGUGUGUGUGUGUGUAAACCAUAAGAAAGAUGAAGCAAGAAAAUAUGAAAAAAAGAGAAAAUCAUAUUUACCUGCUUUUUUCAGGCAACUGUGUCACUCAAAGCUAAAGCUAAAAUUACUUUUUUUUUUUUUUUGUAGUGAAGGGUUUACUACAUUUGUCAAUGGAAAAUGUUGAUAUAUAUUUCUACUGAACUUAAACUGAAAUAUUUUUAUAAUCAUAUUUCUCUUCCCUCCCCCUCCUCCCCCCAAGGUCAUUGAGCAACCUGAAGAUGGUCGUUGAUACGUCCCAGUCUACAGAUAAAAUGUUUAUUGCUUUGGUGAAGAUGGUUGGUUUUAGUUCUAAUGAUGUCAAAGUAAAAGUGAAAAAUUGUAAUCUUAUUGUUUCUGCGAACCAUGAGGACAGUUUUGAUGACAACGUAGGAAAGAAAGAAUACAGGUACAAACACAUAUGCCACCAGUUCAAUCUGCCUGCAUCUGUCAAAGAAGAGGAUGUGAAACAUUCCCUUGAAAAUGACAAAACUCUCAGAAUUGAAGUUCAUUUGCCUGAGUCCAAAGAUAAUAAACCCUUUGAUAGAGACAACUACAUCGGUAAGAACAAAAAUGAAGAGAAAUCCAAGAAUAAAGAAACGUAUUGGUGA
Messenger RNA from Pelobates cultripes (western spadefoot toad), 7039 nucleotides. Lineage: Eukaryota; Metazoa; Chordata; Amphibia; Anura; Pelobatidae. The record is from the annotation of a GenBank genome assembly.